UGACAGGAGUGGGCGGAGUUCUCUCCCAGAGAGGGUUGCUUUCAAGUUCAGGGAAAUGACAGAAGAAGAAAAAAUUGAUUUGGAGUGGAGGUCACAUGUUUCCUGUGCGUUGCCGCCCUUUCCAUGCUCGGGUGUUUGGCAAUGUGAUUGACUACUAUCUACUUUUAUUCUGUACUGCGCAUCUGCCGCUUUAAAAGAAAAAAAUGGAUUCUGCGCAACCUAUCUGUCACUGAUAUUGAUUUAGGAACGUAUACUCAUCUGUGAAUAUUAUAGCAAUUGUGGAGCUAGCAUGCUGGUUUGUGACAUAUGCACACAGGAAGUAUCCUGUGAAGAUGACAUGAAGAGCCAUUUGCUCUUGGCACACAUGGAACAGGACUGCUGUUGUCCUUUCUGUUCAGUUUCUGGUCUUACAUACGAUGAACUGAGCUCUCAUAUUCAUACUGCUCAUGCGGACACCUUGGAACCAUGGAGUAGUGAAGAAGAGCCGUGUGAGGAUGUCCGUGAAGAUAUGACCUCUUCUGCCAGCAGCUCCAACUGUACACCAGAUGAAGAGCUUAGCACGGCAGACUAUAAGGUGACUGCUGAAGAAUGCAAGGUUCCUCUAGAUGUAGAACGGAUUAACAAUAAAACAGAAAGCAGCUGUAAAGAGGAGUACAUCUCCAGAAAUGCCGACACCGUCUCUUCAAUUCCAGCAUCAGAAGAUUCUGAACUUGGCAGUGCUUUGGUUAUCCACAACAGUGCUCCACCUACCGCAACUGCAACUCACAUUGCAGGCAGUGACGACCUUGUGGUAGAGUGCCCCUUUUGCGGUGAAGUUAAGAACUCUAUAGACAAACUUGAGCUACAUGUAAGAAUGGACCAUGCAGAUCUUUUGGCCUCACCUACUAAAGGAAUCGGUGUACAGCAGUAUGAAUGUCCCAUGUGUUCUCUGGUUUGUGCCAAUGGUAACAUUCUACAAGAACAUGUGAAUCUGCACUUGGAGGAAAACUAUGAUACAGGCAAGAUUACGAGUGACACAGUAUUGGCCAGACAGCUACAGGCUGAAGAAGAUACACGAAGAAGAGUAGAGGAGUCAGAGAGAGAGAAAGCAGAAUUCCAAGAAUUACAGAGACAGUUUGGUUUGGACAAUUCAGGAGGAUAUCGACAGCAGUCUGUGCAAAAUCUAGAACGGGCGGUUGCAAGAGGACGAAUGCAUCCCAUGGAAUUCCACUUGCAGAAAUCUAAAAUGAUGGAAUCUUUAGCUACAGGUGUAGAUGAUGGUAGAACAAAGACUUCAGGAGUUCUGGGAGCUUUACGUCAGUAUUAUAACAAUGCUGGCUCAGAAGUCCGUCGUGUCUGGCUUUGCUCUCCACUUGACCACUUCAGCAAUUCUGCUGGAGACAAAGGCUGGGGCUGUGGCUUCAGAAAUUUUCAAAUGCUACUUUCUUCUGCUUUGUUGGACGACACAUACAAAGACUUGUUACAAGAUUAUAGAUCCAUCCCUUGUAUCCCUAAAAUUCAAGCUUUGAUUGAAGAUGCUUGGAAGGAAGGUUUUGAUCCUCAAGGUGCCUCUCACUUCAAUGGUAAAUUGCGAGGUACCAGAGCUUGGAUUGGCGCAUGUGAAAUAUAUUGCCUUCUAACAACUUUGAGGUUAAAGUGUCGACUUCUUGACUUUCACACACCUAGUGGUCCAUCAGGAACACAUCCGCUCUUGUUUGAAUGGGUUCUGAACUAUUUUGCUUCUGAUACUAGAGGAACUGAAGGCAAUGUAGUGUGCUGCUCCAAGCCAGCUAUUUACCUUCAGCACCAGGGUCACAGUCGUACUAUUGUAGGAAUUGAAGAAAGAAAAAAUAAGUCCUACUGUCUUUUACUGUUCGACCCUGGAUGUCCAUCAGAAACUAUGCGAAGGAUAACCAGACAAAAUGUUGAUGCAGCUGAUCUGAAACACUUUCGCAAGUAUAUAGGUGGUCUAAAACAUAAACAGUACCAGAUUGUAGCAGUAGAGGGCAUUCUCUCCCCAGAGGAAAAAGCAGUCCGUUUACAGAUGUCAAAAGUCUUUCAAGCUGAAAGAAUACCUUAAAGAAACUUCUGAUGGGAGGAGGAAUAACAAAAACACAAAGGCGCUCAUUGGUGUAGGUUUUAAAAGAGGAUUCACCACAGAAGCUCUUGCGAAGCGAGUCAGGGCACCAGACUUGGUUUUUAUAUUGGACCUGAGAAAGGCAUACGUGAGCACAGAAACGCACUGUCUAUUUUUGUACUUCUCAAAUUACAAAAGUCCGCAGCAACUGUGGUGACUAUAAAUUCUUGUGUAAACCAGGUAGCAGUGCUCAUUGAGACCUUUUUUGCUGCAUCAUACUUACCUUGAAGAAACUUAUGCAUCUUUAAAGGGGUACUCCACUGGCCAGAGUUCGGAAGUAAAUGUUUCGAAUGUUGUUUUCGCGCUGCCGGGGUCGGCCUUGCCCCUCCUGACAUCACGGCCAUGCCCCCUCAAUGCAAGUCAAGGCCAUGCCCCGCCGUCACGCCCCCUCCCAUAGACUUGCAUUGAGGGGGCGUGGCCGUAAUG
Molecule: messenger RNA, 2542 nt
Organism: Hyla sarda
Lineage: Eukaryota; Metazoa; Chordata; Amphibia; Anura; Hylidae
Gene: ZUP1
Product: zinc finger containing ubiquitin peptidase 1
Exons: 12
Coding region: 290-2059 (589 amino acids)
Source: RefSeq, a predicted model, not a curated record